Messenger RNA from Fragaria vesca subsp. vesca, 933 nucleotides. RefSeq lists its product as uncharacterized. The transcript has 3 exons. Gene Ontology annotation, molecular function: transmembrane protein transporter activity. Lineage: Eukaryota; Viridiplantae; Streptophyta; Magnoliopsida; Rosales; Rosaceae. Bases 54 to 650 code for a protein of 198 amino acids. Gene Ontology annotation, biological process: protein insertion into mitochondrial inner membrane. Gene Ontology annotation, cellular component: TIM22 mitochondrial import inner membrane insertion complex. The record is from RefSeq and is a predicted model, not a curated record.
AGCUCAGGCAGGCGAAUCAAGAAAACAGCAAACCCAAACUCCACAGAGCACUUAUGGCUUCCGACGAUCCCAAACCCUCACAAUCAGAAUCAGAAUCAGAGCCUCCAUCUUCGUCUUGGAAGGACCGCAUCGUCUUCCCCACACUCGUCGCCGGAAUCGUCGGCGCCGGAGCUGGGUUGGUCUCCAAACACCGGAAAGUCGUCGGCCUCCCAACCAGCUCCGCCACUUACGCCGCUAAUUUCGCCAUCGUCACUGCUUGUUACUGCGGGGCGCGUGAAUAUGUGGGAAUAACGAGAAAGACGGGGCCUGAUGAUCUGCUCAACUCUGCUAUCGCCGGCUUUGGCAGUGGUGCUAUUCUUGGCCGGCUUUACGGCGGUCCAGUCUCUGCUGUCCGCUACUCAAUACUCUUUACCAUUGCUGGGACAACAGUGGACUAUGCUACAAUUAAACUACGACCUGUCUUGAAGAGCUACAAAGAAUCUAUGCUUGGGAGUAAUGACGGUUCAAAGAAGAAUGAUGGUUGGCUGAAACUGCCCGACUGGUCCCCUAUCAAAGUACUUGAUGAAGAAGCCCUUGCUGCAAAGCAGGCUCGAGAAAAGCAGUUGUAUGCACAGAGGGGACUUGGGAACUUCACCAAAGAAGAGUCUUAAAGAGUUAAAGUUCUAUUAGGUGCAUAAGAUUUUGUACAAUGUCAGUAAUAAUCUCUUGGUGUCUGCUUGUUAGCAUUUUUAGUUGUUGCCUUUCAGUCACUGCUAGUCUCCCAUUUUGGGGAUGACUUUGCACCAUCCACACCUAUCCGGUAGGGUAUUUUCAAAGUAGCAGAAAGAUGGAUGCAGGGAUAUUUGGAUAUAAGUUUACAAUCAAAAAUGAACCUUUUGGUUUCUGUUUGUUAUUAUGUUGGGAAAUGUUCUCAUACUUUUGCAAAUUUGCAUA